AUGCUCUUCAAUAGCAGCUCCAACCAAGCCAGUUUAGUUCUCAAUCCAGUUCUCCACCUCCCCAGCACCCUACCCAUCCAUUCCCGCCGCCGCAAUGAUCCUCCGCCUCCCCCCCUCCCCUUCUGGGCCGCCCUGGCGCCCCUCACCCUCGCCGCCAGCGCUUCCAUAACCUACCCAGCAACCAUCGAAACCGACCUCCUCUUCCCCCUCAACGCAACCUACGACAGCAACCCCACCUCGCCGCCCAUCAUCGUCGGGAUCCAGAACGGCCAGGCCGCCUACGCGUAUGAAUGGAGCAUCCGCUAGGCGGUCUGGGCCGCCUCCUUCCCCUCGUCGGAGAUCCCGGGUAUGGGCGGUUUCGUGGGGUCGCGGGCGAGGAUAACGGGCAGGUGGAUUGUAUUUGGGAGUUUCUUGGUACGGGGAAGUAUGAGACGGAGACGUGCUUGUCGGCGUUUAAGAGGGCGGAUCCGGAGUGGCCUAUGGAUAUAGACUGUUCUCUAAAAUAUUACCCCACCAACCUUACACAGCCUUCCCAAGUACCCAACUCUAUAACACUAUACUAAACUGGUAACGUAUUUGUUCCAGCCCAACCGUGAACUGAGCUGGUUCAUGAACUAGCCGGCCCAACUAGAAGUAGGAG
Messenger RNA from Pseudogymnoascus destructans, 640 nucleotides. RefSeq lists its product as uncharacterized. Bases 1 to 306 code for a protein of 101 amino acids. NCBI's taxonomy places the organism in Eukaryota, Fungi, Ascomycota, Leotiomycetes, Thelebolales, Thelebolaceae. The transcript has a single exon. The record is from RefSeq and is a predicted model, not a curated record.